AUGGGAAAACGGCACGGACCGGACCCCCGCCCCGCCGCCGGCCACAGCAUUCGCCGGCGCUGGUGUCGGAGUCCUCCUCAUCCUCCUCAUUCGGGUCGGCGGAACGGGCUGGUUCUGUCUGAGCAGUGUGCACGAACGGGCGCUCAAGACCACCACCAACGUUACUUCAUUCGUCAGCCAUCGCCGGGGCCGAACCUGCGCUGCCCCUCCUCGUCCUUGCCCCUCUACGUCUACUCCCGAGUGGAUGAAAGCAUCCACAGGGCAAAAUACGAGGUGUUUCCACCCACCCUUGUGGUAGCUGGUGGUGUGGACCUUUUUCUCAAGUCGUGGGAGAACAUCUCCCCUCUCUCCCACGCCAUGCUGAGCAUCCUUAGGCAAGGACAUUGGAGCAGUGGGGACCUGAAAGUGGAAGAGGAACUUUGUGUUCUGCCACUUGCUGCCUCAGGGACAGAGCCAGUGGAGCUGUGCAGCGACUGUGGUGCUGGGGAGGCUCUGGGGGGAGGUGUGUGGUCCCUGAGCACGGUGCUGUGUGACGCCCUGAUGACCAUGGACGUGAUGCUGUGCACGGCAUCCAUCUUCAACCUGUGUGCGAUCAGCGUGGACCGGUUCAUCGCCGUUCAAGUCCCGCUCAACUACAACCGGCGGCAGAUCGACCUGCGGCAGCUGAUCCUGAUAUCCACCACCUGGAUAUUCGCCUUUGCUGUAGCAUCUCCUGUCAUAUUUGGCCUCAACAACGUCCCAAACCGGGACCCCAGCCUGUGCCAGCUGGAGGAUGACAACUACAUCGUGUACUCCUCCAUCUGCUCCUUCUUCAUCCCGUGCCCCGUCAUGCUGGUGCUGUACUGCGGCAUGUUCCAAGGACUCAAGCGCUGGGAAGAGGCCAGGAAGGCCAAGCUGAGGGGCUGCAUCUAUGGGGCCAACAAGAAGCUGUACCACCCCCCAACCUUCCUGGAGAGGGAGCAGAGCCGGCUGGGGCCGCCGGAGUGCAGCCCCUACAGCCUCACUGGCCUCCCUGGGGACUGUGGGAUGAGCAAUGGGAUCCAGACUGUGUCCUACCCACACCUCAGGUACCCACACCCGGGGCACGGGCGGAAGCGGGCCAAGAUCAACGGCCGGGAGCGCAAGGCCAUGCGGGUGCUGCCGGUCGUCGUCGGUGCUUUCCUCUUCUGCUGGACACCUUUCUUUGUGGUGCACAUUACCAGGGCUCUCUGCAAGUCCUGUGCCAUCCCCACUCAAGUCACCAGCACUGUCACUUGGCUGGGCUAUGUCAACAGUGCUCUCAACCCCAUCAUUUACACCGUGUUCAACGCCGAGUUCAGGAACUUCUUCCGCAAAGUCUUGCACCUCUUCUGCUGAGCCCUCUGGGACUGGUGAGGAGGAGGAACCUCCAGGGAGCAGGAACCACCAGGUGAUUUUUUGUAUAGUUCAUUAAAGAUCUAUUUCUG
Messenger RNA from Manacus vitellinus (golden-collared manakin), 1445 nucleotides. It is a transcript of the gene DRD4, whose product is annotated as dopamine receptor D4. Gene Ontology annotation, biological process: adenylate cyclase-activating adrenergic receptor signaling pathway; adenylate cyclase-inhibiting dopamine receptor signaling pathway. The coding region runs from base 1 to 1356 and encodes 451 amino acids. The transcript has 6 exons. Lineage: Eukaryota; Metazoa; Chordata; Aves; Passeriformes; Pipridae. The record is from RefSeq and is a predicted model, not a curated record. Gene Ontology annotation, molecular function: dopamine neurotransmitter receptor activity, coupled via Gi/Go; G protein-coupled receptor activity. Gene Ontology annotation, cellular component: plasma membrane.